CGCGCAGCUGUCGCGAUCAUCUUUUAUUUUUAAAGUCGCGACAGGAAGUAGAAGUUUUUAAUCAGCUACACUGAAACAGGAAGCUGUGGCUAAAGAAACUUUUUCGUAUGUGUUUUCCUGUCUCCUAGUGUAUGUGAAUUUGUCGAAUUUACCGACCAAGAUGACACUUCAGUGGACAGCUGUGGCCCUCUUUCUUUAUGUCGAGAUCGGCAUCCUUGUCAUUCUUUGUUUACCCUUCAUCUCUGCCAAAAGAUGGCAAAGUAUUUUCCAUCUGAGGAUCUGGGGCUUCAUGGCAAGAUUCUGGAACAAAGUUUUCCUAACCAUGAUCAUCGUACUAGUCGUUCUUUUUCUGGAUGCUGUCCGUGAAGUUCGAAAGUAUUCAAGUAAGGAAGCGGAUACCAGUGCAAAGCUACAGCCAAACAUGUAUGACCACCUGCACAUGAAGCUUUUCCGAGCCCAAAGAAACCUCUACAUCUCUGGUUUUGCAGUUUUCCUUUGGCUGGUGAUGAAGCGAGUGGUCACCUUAAUUAACCAGCUGGCUACAGUGUCCUGCACCACGGCUGAGUUUCAGGUUCAGGCUGACAAGGCAAACCAGACGGCCAAGAAAUACAUGGAGGAUAAUGAACUUCUCAAACAGACUCUAAUGGAAGGAAAAGGAGACAAAGCUACGGCCACCGGCAUGGAGUUUCUGCGGAAUGAGAUGGAGAAACUGAGACAGGAAUUGAAGUCCACAGAAGAAGCCCUGAAAAAGUCUCAGUCUGAGGCAGAGGUGAUGAAGCAGCAGUCGGAGGGUUUGGCCAGGGAGUACGACCGACUGUUGAAUGAACAUCAGGCGCUCCAGAACAUCCAGGACAGCGGAGACAAAAAGGACGACUAAAUAUUACAACAAAUUAGUGCAACUGUUUACACGGCAUCAGUCAUCUAUAAGAGAGCUUUGACAACACACACACACACGUACACACACCUACACACCUUUUUCUUUUGAUAUUACACGUGGUGUCAUAGAGCUUAUUCACAAACUCUUUACAGCGCCCAAGAAGGAAAGACCUUUGACUGAUAUCACUUCUGGUUUUUAAAGCAUGAAAUUUAAUUAAUAUCAGAGCACAUUUUGAUUUAAUUUUUUUUGCACAGUUUUUUGGGCAGAUGAAUUUAGAUGCAGGUUUUUCUGUUAAGCCUUUUUUGUCAUUGAUUAAAGUACUGUUCCCGGUAUAGUCUUUUUUUUUCUCCACCACUUUGAAUGUAUUUUUUACACAGAUUUUUCCUUUACCUCUGUAUGUAUUUAGAUUAGGCUGUUGUUUCUAAAGUUCUCAGAGUCAGUCAUUUAAUCAUCUAUAUUUUCUUCUUAUAUUUUUUUAUCUGUGUUUUUAAGCCACAUUGUUACAGUGCAAAGUUAAAGGAGGGCAUUUUUUCCGUUUCCUGUUCUACUCCUGUUUUAAUUUGUAAAUGCUGACAUAAUUCCUCACAUGCAAAAUAAAAAUAGAUCAUUAGUGACACCGAUCUUGUAACGCUGUUAUCUUAUCAGAUUAACAUAUGAAAAGUCUUCAUGUUCUAUAUUUGUUCAACUGUAUGUUUUACAGUAAGCACUGUAGUUGAUUUGAAUUCUUCGAGUGAAUAUAUUUUUGCAUGAAGAACACACGGAGCCUUGACACUGUGACAGGAGAUUUGUUUUUGAACUGGCUGUGAGUCCAGUUUUCAGUUUGAAAAAAAAAUAAAGUCACCAUGUGUCAUGCUGCAGGCAUGAAUCAUA
Cynoglossus semilaevis (tongue sole) is the source of this 1747-nucleotide messenger RNA. RefSeq names its product B cell receptor associated protein 29 (gene bcap29). The record is from RefSeq and is a predicted model, not a curated record. Gene Ontology annotation, cellular component: endoplasmic reticulum membrane; endoplasmic reticulum. The transcript is spliced from 8 exons. Lineage: Eukaryota; Metazoa; Chordata; Actinopteri; Pleuronectiformes; Cynoglossidae. Gene Ontology annotation, biological process: intracellular protein transport; endoplasmic reticulum to Golgi vesicle-mediated transport. The coding region runs from base 161 to 877 and encodes 238 amino acids.